CUCAAUUCUCCAAAUUCCAACAUAAGCUCCAAAGAGAAGAGAAUAAUAGAGCGAGGAGGCAGAGAUCUGAGACUCAGCACCAGUAGAUCUGUGGAUCAUUCAGGAGAGGGUAAUGUUAUAGAUUGCAAGAUGUCUUCUGCUCAGGAUCCAUUUUAUAUUGUGAAAGAGGAGAUUCAAGAAUCUAUUGAUAAAUUGCUAUCUACUUUUCACCAAUGGGAACGCAUUCCUGUGGAAACCGGAGAGCAAGUACAUCUCACAAAGGAGCUGCUUGCUAGUUGUGAAAGCAUUGAGUGGCAGGUAGAUGAAUUGGACAAAACUAUUUCCGUAGCAGCAAAAGACCCUGCUUGGUAUGGCAUUGACGAAGUGGAACUUGAUAAAAGGAGGCGAUGGACCAGCACAGCUCAUACCCAGGUGAGCAAUGUGAAGAAAUCAGUAGUAGCUGGAAAAGAAUCAAAUGGUACGGGCACAGCUAAUGUGAAUGGAAUGCGCCGGGAAAUGAUGAGGAUGUCAAAUCCUCAUCAGGCAGAUAGAUCUAAUCAGUAUGGCUCCCAAGAUAAUGAUGAUUUCAUAUCAUCUGAAUCAGAUCGACAGUUGCUUCUCAUAAGGCGACAGGAUGAGGAGCUGGAUGUGCUUAGUGCAAGUGUGGAAAGAAUUGGAGGAGUUGGGCUUACCAUACACGAAGAACUCCUUGCACAGGAGAAAAUUAUAGAUGAAUUGGGCAGUGAGAUGGACAGUACUUCAAAUCGGCUUGAUUUUGUUCAGAAAAAGGUAGCUAUGGUGAUGAAGAAGGCGAGCGCCAAGGGCCAGAUCAUGAUGAUAUUAUUCUUGGUGGUUCUAUUCAUUGUCCUCUUUGUUUUGGUCUUCCUUACCUAGGGUAUAGACAGAAUGAAACCAACUGGAAAGGUGAUUUCCAGUUGGGAGAAACCUGAGACUUUGUAAGGAAUACAAAUGCAAAUGAAUCAAUUUUUGAUCUGGGUUUGGUGGGAGAAACCCUAGUUCUUGAACAUUCUUAAUGAUUUUGAGAACUUGGCUUGUUUAAUAGGGUAUAGCAUUUGUUUCUGAACAAUCAGUUCUAUAUACAGAUGGAGUAUUUGUAUGUGUUUGGCUAGACACGAAAGAUUUGUUGAGGGUGUUACCAUCAUCGAUAAAAGAAGAAUUGAAUUCCAUUUCCUAA
This is a messenger RNA of Vitis riparia (riverbank grape), 1174 nucleotides long. Its product is annotated as syntaxin-61. Lineage: Eukaryota; Viridiplantae; Streptophyta; Magnoliopsida; Vitales; Vitaceae. The record is from RefSeq and is a predicted model, not a curated record. The transcript has 8 exons. Gene Ontology annotation, cellular component: endomembrane system; SNARE complex; membrane. Gene Ontology annotation, biological process: Golgi vesicle transport; vesicle fusion; intracellular protein transport. Gene Ontology annotation, molecular function: SNARE binding; SNAP receptor activity. The coding region runs from base 130 to 873 and encodes 247 amino acids.